AUGGCAUAUUUCCUCAAGCAUCUCACUGAGGAGACAAUGGCACUCAAGAAACUGCUGAUUCCACCGGAGUUUAUUCGUAACUGUGGGAGGGUAAAUCUGACCAACCCGGUAGUUCUGGAACCAACUGUUGGAGAUCCACCAGAGGUGGAGUUGGAGCUCUACGAGGAUGCCAGGGGUUUUUGGCUGAGAAAUGGCUGGCAGGAGUUUGCAGAUCGAUAUUCUCUCAAUCAUGGCAACUAUCUGCUGCUCGAGUACAAAAGCUUCUCCAGGUUCAAGCUUGUGAUGUUUGGUGCAAAUGGGGUGGACGUGAUGUGUCCAGCUUCUAGCUUCCACAAUGUGGGUUCGAAUCGAAAUAACCAGGAGUUUCCAGAUGCUGAGCGGGAAGAAGAGAUCAGGGGCUCACCUGUGGCUGGAGGUGGUGGGAGGCAGCCAGCCCGGCCUCGGUCUGCAGAGAAUGCCAAGCAGAAAACUUUCAUGGCUACUAGGAAGGGGAGAACUGCUGAUGGUGGACGGAGGGGUAAGAGGAGCUAGUUUGGUAGGGAUAAGGCUGAGACCUCACACAUUCCAGCCAUGGCUGAACAUGCUGAAGGAAUGCCAAAGCCAGGGAGGGGGAAUACCUCCACAAGCUCGGUCAGUCCAAGCUUCUUCAUUACCAUAAAUCCAAAUCACAUGAAGAAUCAUCUAGUGUAUCUGCCGACUGAUUUCGUGUUCAAACACAUGAAGCUUGAGAAUAGCAAUGUGAUGGUUUAUAGUGAUGAUGGGACGGGCGCAUGGCACUUGUCCUUUGUCUUCAAACAACGAAGUAAAAGCGAACGUGGACGUGGACGAGGCAUAUUCUGUGGCGGUUGGUCAGCGUUCUGCGAGGACAACUCUCUGAAAUCAGGGGAUAUCUGCCGAUUCAAGCUCAUCUCCCGUGAUGAGAUGGAAGUGACGAUUGAGAGGAAUUGAGUUAGCUUUUCGAACCUCUAGAAUGAAAGCUUUGGUUGUGUUAUGUGUCACCCUUUUUGAGUUCCUGAAAUUUCAAUGAUGUUGUUUCUGGAUAGAACUCUGCAGUACACUCUGCAUCUAUAUUUCCCCCAGAAUGUGUUGUGAUCGUUUCGUAUUCAUAGCUCUUGAAAAUUUCGAAAUCGGAAAUGCAAACACAUCGAUCGAAGUAGC
Linum tenue is the source of this 1158-nucleotide messenger RNA. Lineage: Eukaryota; Viridiplantae; Streptophyta; Magnoliopsida; Malpighiales; Linaceae. The record is from the annotation of a GenBank genome assembly.